This is a messenger RNA of Bombus huntii, 1809 nucleotides long. RefSeq lists its product as uncharacterized. The record is from RefSeq and is a predicted model, not a curated record. Gene Ontology annotation, molecular function: catalytic activity. NCBI's taxonomy places the organism in Eukaryota, Metazoa, Arthropoda, Insecta, Hymenoptera, Apidae. The transcript is spliced from 6 exons. The coding region runs from base 1 to 1809 and encodes 602 amino acids.
AUGCUAACCCUAAUAAAUAAAGAAGCCCCCGAUAUGGUACUCAUCUCAGAAACAAAACUUAACAAAAGACACAAUGUACACUUCAAAAACUACUCCAUGAUAAGACACGACAAACCGAACACCAGUCAAGGAGGAGGAACAGCGAUCCUCAUAAAAAACCCCAUAAAAUACAAAACAAUUCUAAUUGAUAAAAUAACAAGUUUCAAAACCUUAGAAACAACGAUCAUAAAAAUAAAAAUAAGCAAUAAGGAAAAUUUAUUCAUCACUGCAGCCUACGCAACCUACGGAAACCAGAAAGAAUUUAACUACGAAUUCAAUAAUCUUUUCGAACUCUUACAGCUCAACAAACCGGAAAACUACUAUAUAAUAGCAGGAGACCUUAACGCAAAACAUACAAGCUGGAAAAACGAAAUAAACAACACGAGAGGCAACUUCAUUAGAAACUGGCUAGACAAUAAAAGCAUCCACUACAAAACAAACUUAUACAGUUCCGAGCUACCCUCUUACCCAAAAGGAGGCUCAUACCUGGACAUAUGCCUAGCAAAUGUGCGACUAAAAUUUCAAAACCUACCUCCAAAUAACACUCUCAAAACCUUAGCCUAUGACAGUGACCAUAACGCCCUAGUAUUUCACGUAAACAAAAAUACAUCUGACUUCCUAACACUCAAAACUCAGACCGAGACACCCAGAGAAGAAUUAGAAUUUCUAAAGUACCUACUAUACAGAAUAAAAGCGCAACUGAAACAAGAAUUCGCAAAUUCUAUAAACCAUUACUGGACAAACAAAAUAAAAAACAUCUCCAAAAACAACUCAGCCAACAUGUUCCCACAAAUAAAUCAAAUCUUUAGACCAAAAGAACAAAACCCCAUCCCACCUCUCAAAUUACCCUCAGAAAAUGCCUCCCUCAUCCAAGAAGCAGGUCUCAUAUACAAAUUGAUCAAGAAAAAUUUUCCUAAAUACCUGAUUAAAAUAGUUUGGGACAUGAUCACAAGCAGAACAUUCGUAAUAACUGAAGGUUCACACUCAUCAAGCAAAGAAUUUUCUAUAAAAAACGGUCUGCAGCAAGCCUUCGCAGAUGACCUAGUCAUCUACGUAACAGGCCGCAAAACCAAAACAAUAAAAACGGAACUCCAAGAACUUUUUGAGAAAAUAAACGACUAUUACCACGCAUGGAAACUAAAAAUCAACAUAAGCAAAUGCGAAACCAUACUGUUUAGACCCAAGUCAAGUGAAAUCGGCCCAAUAGAAAGAGAAUACUGCAAAAAAUCUGAACUAAGAGAAAAAACAGACAAAGGGGCUCUCAUACCACAACAAAAAUUGUGUAAAAUACCUAGGAGAGAUACGCUGGAAGGAACUGAAAUUCUAGAGCAUCGAAUAAUUACAACGCAUGAUAUACCAAUCAAUAUUAAACAAUAUCGUUACCCACCUGCACAUCGAGAAGAGAUAAAUCGUCAAAUUCAAGAAUUACUGGACACUGAUGUCGUAGAACCAUCGACAUCUCCGUACAAUUCUCCGUUAUGGAUUGUGCCGAAGAAACCAAACUCGCAAGGAAACAAACGUUGCAGAUUAGUUAUUGAUUAUAGGAAGCUUAAUGAUAAAACGAUCGGCGAUUGUUACAUCGGUGAAGAUGGUAUAAAACCAGAUCCAAAGAAGAUCAAAGCAGUAUCAAAAUUUCCACGACCAAAGAAAGCAAAUACUAUCAAGCAAUUUCUGGGACUAGUAGGAUAUUAUAGAAGAUUCAUACCUAAUUUCUCCGAAAUUGCAAAGCCAUUAACGCAACUAUUGAAGAAAGACAUUGCCUUUAAAUGA